Messenger RNA from Theileria annulata, 516 nucleotides. RefSeq lists its product as uncharacterized. Bases 1 to 516 code for a protein of 171 amino acids. The record is from RefSeq and is a predicted model, not a curated record. Lineage: Eukaryota; Apicomplexa; Aconoidasida; Piroplasmida; Theileriidae. The transcript has a single exon.
AUGCGGAAUUCAACUAGCAGAUACCUCUUGGACGACCUUUACGAUGACCUUUUAAUUCCAGAGACUAGAAUUUCACCAAUUCCGACAAAUUCAAACAUGAUGCCAAUUACAAUUUCGGUUUUGAAUGGUGUAAAGAAUAGUAACUUGGUAUACUCGAGUAUUCGCAGAAUGAAAAACGGAUCAUUCACCUGGAGAAAUGAGGAAGGCAAAAUCAGUGCAAAUUCCUUUUCUCAGUCUAGAGCCAUAACCACUACAAAACCUCUCAUCGCACUUACCAACCACACUGGGAUAAGCCACUACCUCGAUAGGUUAUGUGACAACGUGGAGUCGUUGUUUCACAAAAAGGCGUUCAUUCACCAGUUCAAAGAUUUGAUUGAAGAGGAUGAGAUUCGCUUAAACAUGAUGAAGUUGAGGGAGACGUCAGACAUGUAUAAAGUGCAAGAUGAAUUGAUUAGUGCUCAGGUUCAGGAAGAAAUGGGCGUAAAUGAUGAAACUGAAACGCAACAAGAACAAUGA